CCCCGAAUCAUAAAUAUUUUUUAAAUUGCUUAUAAAAAAUUACCAAGUUUCAAUAGUGAGUGCAAUUUAUAACAAAAUAUAACUAUUUCCUGUAAUGGCACAAUCAGAGUCCAGAUAACAAUUUUUGUCAAGGCCUCUUUCUUCCUAUGUCAGUCUAGAAAUAUGGUUAAAUAGAGGUAAAAAAAAUAAAUCAGAGCCAAAGUUCAAUAUGUUAAUCUUGAUUCUCUAAGCACAACUACUGAUCCCUGUAAAUUCGUAGAAAACAAAAUCCAUUAUUGGAAUUUUCAUUUUCAUGUUUCCCAGUAAUAGUAAACCAAAUAAUAUUCGUCUCCGUCGUUAAUACACCGUUCGAUUGUAUACAAUACGUAUGUGAUCAAAGUCUACAAUAGUGAUUCAACGAAAUAUUGUAUCUUCGACCCGAAACAACCGUAUUUUAAAGCGAUUUCUACAAUGACCUUGACCAAUUAUGUUUUAUCAAAAAAGGUCGUUUGUACGGUAUUUGAUCCCUUGCGAUGGAUAAACUACUGAAAGGUAUAAUGAAAUAUCGCGCAACAGUUAGGGAAACUAUGGUCCAACAAUUUGUGAAAGUGAAAGAUAAUCCUAAGCCUAAAGCAGUAUUUUUUACGUGUAUUGACAGUAGAAUGAUUCCUACCAGAUUUACGCAAACAAAUGUUGGUGACAUGUUUAUCGUAAGAAAUGCGGGGAAUCUGGUACCUCAUUCGCAACACUUCGCAGACGAACAAAAUACAAAUGAACCAGCUGCUUUAGAACUCGGAUGUGUAAUAAAUGACAUAAGGCAUAUCAUUGUAUGCGGCCACAGCGACUGCAAAGCAAUGAAUUUAUUGUACCAAUUAAGAAACCCAAAAGAAUCGACACAAGAAAACAGAAGGUUAUCUCCUCUUCGGUCAUGGUUAUGCACACAUGCGCAACCGAGUCUGGCGACAUUAGCAAAAUUGGAAUCUUGCAAGUAUAAAGCACCUCUGAUAUUCCGAGCGGAAACCCCUCUGAGAAAAUUUGUCGCUUAUAUCGAUCCAGAGGAUAGGUUCAAAGUCGAGGACAAGUUAUCGCAGAUAAAUACGCUGCAACAAUUGGAAAAUAUCGCCAGCUAUGGGUUCUUGAAGAGACGAUUAGAGAGAUUUCAAUUACAUAUACACGCCUUGUGGUUUGAUAUUUAUACUGGUGAAAUUUACUACUUUAGUCGAAAUGCCAAACAGUUUGUUGUAUUGGAUGAACACAAUUUCGAGAAAUUAUUUCAGGAAGUGAUAUGUCAUUACACGUAA
This is a messenger RNA of Cylas formicarius (sweet potato weevil), 1280 nucleotides long. It is a transcript of the gene CAHbeta, whose product is annotated as beta carbonic anhydrase 1. NCBI's taxonomy places the organism in Eukaryota, Metazoa, Arthropoda, Insecta, Coleoptera, Brentidae. The record is from RefSeq and is a predicted model, not a curated record. Gene Ontology annotation, molecular function: zinc ion binding; carbonate dehydratase activity. The coding region runs from base 513 to 1280 and encodes 255 amino acids. The transcript has 4 exons.